Molecule: messenger RNA, 682 nt
Organism: Medicago truncatula (barrel medic)
Lineage: Eukaryota; Viridiplantae; Streptophyta; Magnoliopsida; Fabales; Fabaceae
Product: albumin-1
Exons: 2
Coding region: 82-456 (124 amino acids)
Source: RefSeq, a predicted model, not a curated record
CUCCCAAGAAUGAACAAAUGCAAAAAGAAGCUAAACUCUCAUAACAAAUAAUUGUAGCCAGUUCUUUCUUUCGAUCAAGCAAUGACUUACGUUAAGCACGCUCCUUUGGCUUUGGCUGUGUUCUUGCUUGCUACGUUGAUAAUGUUCCCGGUGAAGAAGGUAGAAGCACACCAUUGUUCCAUAGGUCCUUGUUCAACACCAUGGGCAACAUGCGGUAGUGAAUAUUGUAUUUGUAUCCCUAUGGGAUCUAGUAAUAUAUGCCAACCUUCAUCAUAUAAAGAUGUUGUGAAGAUUACCGGAAAAAAUCAUAACUUUUGUCAAUCUCAUGUGGAAUGCAAGGAGAAGGGACGUGGGAGCUUCUGUGCUCGUUAUCCUAGUUCUAAAGUCGAUUAUGGUAGGUGUGUUGCCUCUAUAUCUGAGGAAGAAGACUUCUUGAGGAUGUCAGUGAUAGUUUAAUAAUAUUGAUAUGUCCAAAAAAUCUACAUCCAUGAUAUGAUGCAUCUUCUACUUUAAAUAAACAAUCUUUGUUUCCAAUCGAUGAGUUGGAUUUCUUAGAUCUAUACCCAUCCAGAUUUCAAUAAGUGAUGCAUGUAAAUGGGUGUGGUGGAACUUUAAUAUAUAUUGUUACAUUAUUCCUAGUAAUAUUAUGAAUCAAUCAUCCAUAUAUAUUUGUUGGCUUUAA